Saxophila tyrrhenica is the source of this 1662-nucleotide messenger RNA. RefSeq lists its product as uncharacterized. The record is from RefSeq and is a predicted model, not a curated record. Lineage: Eukaryota; Fungi; Ascomycota; Dothideomycetes; Mycosphaerellales; Extremaceae. Gene Ontology annotation, cellular component: endoplasmic reticulum lumen. Gene Ontology annotation, biological process: response to endoplasmic reticulum stress. The coding region runs from base 1 to 1662 and encodes 553 amino acids. Gene Ontology annotation, molecular function: protein-disulfide reductase activity. The transcript has 3 exons.
AUGGUUCAAUCACUCCCCAUUGCACUUACAGCGGCCUCGCUGUUUCUCCUUCCGCCGGCCCUUGCUGAUGGCUUGUAUACCAAGUCGUCUCCUGUUCUUCAAGUUUCUGGUAGUAACUACGACAGCUUGAUUGCUAAGUCGAACCACACAUCGAUUGUCGAAUUUUAUGCUCCUUGGUGUGGCCACUGCAAGAACCUCCAACCAGCCUUCGAAAAGGCAGCCAGAUCUCUUACUGGCCUGGCAAAAGUCGCAGCCGUCAAUUGCGAUGAAGAGUCCAACAAGCCUUUCUGUGGCUCGAUGGGCGUUCAAGGCUUCCCUACGCUGAAAAUCGUCAAACCAGGCAAAAAGCCCGGCAAGCCCAUUGUGGAGGACUAUCAAGGCCAGCGAACUGCAAAGGGCAUUGUGGACGCUGUGAUCGACAAGAUCCCAAACCAUGUCAAACGACUGAAGGAUGCAGACUACCAGGAUUGGCUCGAGGAGAGUGAUGCACCAAAAGCGAUCCUCUUCUCGGACAAAGGAAGCACAAGUGCGUUGCUGAAGGCAGUUGCGAUCGACUUCUUAGGAUCCAUCGGAGUAGCACAGAUCAGGAACUUGGAGAAAGAGGCCACGCAGGUGUUUCACGUUGAGAAGUAUCCUACUCUGGUUCUUCUUCCUGGCGACGGCAAGGACCCGGUCACUUACGACGGAGAGUUGAAGAAGGACAAGAUUGUCAAGUUCCUCUCACAGGCCGCUUCCCCAAACCCGGACCCUGCGCCUAAGAAGGCGAAGAGUAGCUCGAAGACGGACAAGAGUAGAGCUUCGAAGGCAUCGUCUUCAUUUGCCGACGCAUCCAAAUCUCAUGCUUCAUCAGAGGCAAAGACAGACAAGGCGUCACAAACAAUGGAGAGCAUGGAAGACGAUAGCCAGCCGACUGAGUCACCAGACCCCAACGUUGUGCGGGAAGAUACGCAGAAGCCGAUCAAAGUGCCUGACGUUGCCCCUCCGAUCUCAGCUCUGGACGACAGUCUGUCUCUCCAACAGAAAUGCCUGAACACGAAAGCAGGGACCUGUAUCCUCGCCCUUCUUCCACCCGUCGAAGGAGAAUCAGCCUCGCCAGAAACACUUCAAGCUGUAUCAAGCCUCAGCGAGAUCCACCACAAACAUGAAACAGCAAAGCGCAACCUCUUUCCCUUUUACCAACUACCGGCCUCGAACACCGAGGCAGACUCGCUCAGAAAACAGCUCUCCCUCGGAAACGGCGUAGAACUCAUCGCCAUCAACGGCAAAAGAGCCUGGUAUCGCUACUACCCCAAAACCACCUUCACCCAACCCGAAAUCGAAGACUGGAUCGACGCCAUCCGUAUGGGCGACAGCCCCAAGUCCAAACUCCCUGACGACCUCAUCGCAGAUGCUGAGACCUUGCCAGCUGAGCCGACGUACGUCAAGCUGCCGAAGGACUAUCAGAGUAACCCGGAAGCUAUGAGGGAGGCGCUCAAGGGGCAGAUGCCGGAGGGUGUGGAGUUUGAGUUUGAGGAGAUGGACGAUAGUGAGUAUGAUCGAGUGAUCAAGCAGGCGAAGGAGGAUGCGGCGAAGAGGGAGGCAAAGGAGAAGGCGGAGGCGAGUGUGGUGACGGAGGAGGAGGGAAGGGGGAGUGAUGAGCCUAUUGAGCAUGUUGAGCUGUGA